Loa loa (African eye worm) is the source of this 372-nucleotide messenger RNA. RefSeq lists its product as hypothetical. The coding region runs from base 1 to 372 and encodes 123 amino acids. Lineage: Eukaryota; Metazoa; Nematoda; Chromadorea; Rhabditida; Onchocercidae. The record is from RefSeq and is a predicted model, not a curated record. The transcript is spliced from 2 exons.
AUGAUUGGCAUAGUUUUGGUGACACUUUUGACAUUAUACAUAAUGGGAAUUGAAAUGGUUCUUGCAACAACUUGUCAUUUUUCCCGACCUGAUCGGAUAAGUCCAACCGGUUGGAUUGAUGUGAUCGAUGAAUGUAAGGGAAAAGCAAAGGAUGCGAUUUGUUUUUCAGGCUUGCGCAAAAAAUUGGCUUGUAAAAGUGAUCAAGAAAUACCAGCGGAAGGUUGCUAUCGUGAUAAAAAACACUACAGAAAAUUUUUCCUUUGUUGGUGCACCGGGUCAAAGUGCAAUACACGAGAGAAGAUAACAGAAAUUUACAAAAAAAUGAAUACAAUGUUUGUUGAAGGUGGUGAUUGUAAACCAUUUAAAUUAUGA